This is a messenger RNA of Sphenostylis stenocarpa, 1764 nucleotides long. Lineage: Eukaryota; Viridiplantae; Streptophyta; Magnoliopsida; Fabales; Fabaceae. The record is from the annotation of a GenBank genome assembly.
AUGAUUGGAAGUAAAGAUUGUUUUGUUGAAUCGGAGGGUGAGAACUCUAGGAGCAAGCUUUCAAUGCACAAUUUUAAGGCAAAAAACGAGUACCCAGAUGAGAAAUGUGUUGAAUUUCUGAGAGAUUCACAGGUGGGUGGUUGUGGAGGUGUUGAUGGGGUUCUCCACUCAAAACCCACCGACGUUGUUGUUGGAAGCUCGGGGUUCCAGGAUUUGACCCUCAGCUACCUUUGUGACAACCCAAAACUGAGUCUUGCUGAGAAAGAGAAUCCUGCUAAAAGCUUUCUGAAUUCCAUUGAGAGAAUGAGCCACAAAGGGAAAGAGGUUGUAAUUUAUGAGAACUUAAAUCAGGAUGGAAAAUGGGUGGAAAGAGAUUUCCUCAGCUUGAGUGAGCCAAGAGAGGAUUCUUCAAAGAGAUCCCUUGAGAAAGUUGUUGAGAGGGAGAGUAAUAGGGAGAAGAAGCAAAAACUGGAGACACUCAAUCUCUCUCUUGCUUUGCCUGAAGUGUCACUUUCCCUCACAGCUUCAAACGCCUUGCAAAAUGGUGAUCAACUAGUUAGGAUUAAACCUUGCAGGCCAUCCACUACUCACACUUCAUAUUCAAAUGACUACACAGCAGCUUCUUUGUCCUACUCAUAUUCCCACCCAUUGUCUCACAACCCAAGUUGCUCACUGACCCGCAAUUCAACCGAUAAUUUUGAGUACUCAGUGAGCAAAGAUGACCAAAUUUGGAACUGUGGGGAGGGGACUAAUGGGUCUGUGCAUAGUAGGUUCAAGCCAAUAGGAGAUGGGGUUGCUCUGUGCAACCAUGGUGCUGGUAUUAGUUCCUUUAUGCAAGGUAAUAGUCAGUAUAAAACUACUAGUUCUUAUAAUCAUUCUUUUUUCCCUUCAGAGUUGCCUGCUAGGCCAAGGCUUGAAGCUCAGUCAGGCGACUCAAGGGGGAGGAGCCCUGAGAAUCUUAGAAUCUUGGAUGGUUUGGUUGAUGAGAAGGUAAGGAAGCAUUCCAGACCAGAGAGAAUUAUAAGGGAGAUUGUUUCAGAGUCUAUCACUGUCAUGGCAUUGACAAUUCAGGAGCUUACUGAUGAUGUCAUAGCAUCAAUUAAGGGAUACUUAAAGAAUCUCAUAGAGAAGCCUGACAAGAAAGAGGAACUGGUAAGCCUCCAAAACCGGCUUGACAGAAGAUCUGACCUUACCAAGGAGAGUCUUUCAAAGUGCCAUAAAGUGCAAUUAGAGGUUUUAGUGGCUGUCAAGAUGAGGCUUGCCAGCUUCCUAUCUAGCAAAGUUCAGUUGUCUGAGUUGGUAGAGAUUUUCUUGUAUAAGAGAUGUAGGAAUGUAACCUGCAAGCAUUUGCUUCCUGUUGAUGAUUGUGACUGCAAGAUGUGUUCAGGAAAUACGGGCUUUUGUAGUUCUUGCAUGUGUCCUGUCUGUUUGAACUUUGAUUGUGCAAAUAACACUUGUAGUUGGAUAGGAUGUGAUGUUUGUUCCCAUUGGUGUCAUGCUGCCUGUGGCAUUCACAGAAAUCUUAUCAAGCCUGGGCCUAGCUUGAACGGGCCUUCAGGGACCUCAGAGAUGCAGUUUCAUUGUAUCGGAUGUGGACAUGCCUCGGAAAUGUUUGGUUUUGUUAAAGACGUGUUUGUGUAUUGUGCAAAGGAUUGGGGUCUUGAAACCUUAAUGAAAGAGCUUGACUGUGUAAGGAGGAUCUUCAGCGCAAGUGAAGAUCGCAAAGGGAAGGAAUUACAUGUGGUCACGGCGUACAUGCACUAA